Molecule: messenger RNA, 444 nt
Organism: Lithohypha guttulata
Lineage: Eukaryota; Fungi; Ascomycota; Eurotiomycetes; Chaetothyriales; Trichomeriaceae
Exons: 1
Coding region: 1-444 (147 amino acids)
Source: RefSeq, a predicted model, not a curated record
AUGCCAUUCACACACAUCAACCGCCGCCCCACUCCCCACCCCCACGCCCGCAUCCCAACUGAGCCUCGAGCCUUCCACCGCUCAGCUCAAAGAGCCACUCUCCUCUCUCGGCGGCAGAAGAAGCGAUUGAGGGAUAUCGCAAGGGAAGGAUUGGCGGUGCUGAAGGCAAAGGCACGGAAGGCACGGGAGGAGGACUUGAAGGUGUGCUGGGCGUUUUUGAAGGAGGUUGACAAGUAUGUUCCGCGUGUCGGGUGUGGUGGGUAUGGUGGUGAGGCCGGGGAGAGGAGAAAGGAGGAAGUGAAGGGGUAUAUGAGCUGGGAGGAGUUCAAGGAGGAGGAGGAGAAGAAGAACUAUGAGGCGGAUUGUGAGGAUAAUGGGGUUAGGCAGUCGGAGAAGGAUGAGAUGGAAGUGAGUGAGGGAGGAGGAGGAGGAGGAGGAGGAUGA